GCUCACCACAUUGGAGCACUCCUUGACAAGUCGGCCAGUCGGGUUGCUUGCUCUUCCUCGUCGCUCGUCGUCUCUCGUGACUUCUCUUCUCUCCAUCUCUCCAUCUCUCUCUCUCACACACUUCUCUUCCACCUCUCUUGCUUCUCCCAUCGUCUCAUCUCAUCUCACCGCCUCGCCGCCGUUCUUGAGCCGUAAGGCAUAUCCUCUUUUCGUUAAUUCGACACCAUCCGUGCACUCCGCACGUCCCUCUCCUCCCUCCCCAUCCCCCACCCUCUCUCUCCUUCCCUUGCGGCCGGCCCUCCACAAUGCCCUCGCCCCUCCGCGACAUUCUCGGCCCCCGCGUCAACCGCCUCAUCAUCCCUUCCGAGACAUCCGACCUCCUCUCAAACGAGUGCAGCACCCCAAUCCGCACCCCGCCCUGCACUCCUCCGCACGAGCGCUCGUCUUACCUCCAGUCCACGCCGUCGUAUACACCACUGCCGCGCACUCCUGUCUCUAGACUCAACUCUCCACGCACGACGAUGGACCCACGGGCCCUCUCACCGGCCGCCGCGGCGCCCCUGCACCGGAGACUCAGUAAUGCGAGCCUCAUCCGUUCCCGCUCCGUCGCCGACCUUCGCGAGGGCUCGGGGAAGGUCGACCGGUCGCGCGCGCUAGCUCUCAUCGCAGUGUGUACGCUAAGUAUCGGGAGCCACUUUCUGAUGUAUGUGUCUGGGCCGAUCAAGAGCAAGCUCCAUCGCGAGCUCGGCUCGACAAAUAGCCAGUUUUCGCUCAUGAUUUCGGCGCUCAACCUCAACUCGACAUGGACGCCGCUCGUUGCUGGCAUCCUGGUAGCACGCUACGGCACAGCCGCCUCGUCCCUUAUCACCACCGGCUUCAUCCUUCUCGGCGCUGUGAUCCUCUACGCUGGCGUUGCAUCCGGAGCGAUCGCCAUCAUGGCUCUCGGUUACUUCCUCUUCGGGCUUGGCAGCACACCUCUAAUGGUCGUGCAGGAGACGCUGCUUGCGCGCCUGUCCCCUGGCGGCCAUCUGGGCCUUUCCCUCGCCCUGGGUUUGGUGAGCGGCAAGACAUCGAGCUUUAUUGCGAGCUUCACCUCCCUCCCGCUCGCCGAGGCGGGUGGUGACACGGCGCCAUUUGCUGUCGGCCUGGCACUCUGCAUCAUUUCCUUCUCCGCCAACGUCCUACGCCUGGGCCUUGGCUGCGGAGCUGAUCAGACGCGCGAUGCUGCAGAGGUCAGCCCAAAGCGCAUCGUACGCUUCGAUGGCGUCUCCCGCCUCGGCGACGUCUUCUGGAUGUACAUCCUCGUCAACCUGUUCUGCGGUGCCAUCUGGCAACCCUUCCUCCACCUCAGCGCCAACAUUGUCCAGGUCCGCUUCAACCUCUCCGAAUCCCAGGCGAGCAUGAACGCCUCAGUGCUCAUGGCCGGCGCCAUCGUACUUUACCCGAUCGUGGGCUGGAUAACGGACCGCGACCCCGGCUCGCCGCGCACGACAUUCUACCUCUUCUUCGCAACCUCCGUCCUCACUCUCUUCUGCUACAUCUUCCUCGCGCUGCCCGUGUCACUGACAGGCACGCCGUGGCCCGGCCUCAUCUCAUGGGCGCUUGGCCAUGGUGCCUCGACGCUCCUCCUCGUCGUUAUGAUCCCGCGCAUCAUGCCCGUCGCCCUCGUCCCUCUAGGCCUGGGCCUACAUAAGGCGCUCGAGACGGCGGCGUCGAGCGCCUCGCAAACUCUCGCAGGCUUGUGGCUCGACUACGCGAAGGAGCGGCGCGGGGAGAGCGGCGCCGCCGAGGGCCUGCUCCUCAUCUACGCGGCCAUCAACGCCGUGCAGCUCAUCUCGUCCAUUGCGCUGUGGCGCUUCGAGCGCCGCCGGCGCCUCGCCGCCAAGCAUGCCGCAUGGGAGGAGUAUGCCGAGUACGAGGAGCUGCCGAUGGAGGACGAUGAUGGGCUGACGAGCGACGAGGACGAGCCGCUCGUCGAGGAUCCCCGGGCGCGCGCCAUCGCGGCCAAGAUCAAGGAGGACGGACCGCAGUCAGGCCUCGCGCGGAGCGAAGCUGAGCGGAAGCGCGGCCGCAAGUUCUUCUUCUGUGGGCUCGGGUUUAUCGGGUGCGUGUGGACGCUGUGGAUCGUCACGGCGUGGCGGAAGUUAUAGCAACAAGCAUGAGGCGAUUAGAAGGAGAGCGAGUCGGAAGUGACCCUGCAUAAUGAUAACGAGAAUGUAGCUGUAAGCAUGUAUACUGUGACAAGG
Molecule: messenger RNA, 2246 nt
Organism: Cutaneotrichosporon oleaginosum
Lineage: Eukaryota; Fungi; Basidiomycota; Tremellomycetes; Trichosporonales; Trichosporonaceae
Source: RefSeq, a predicted model, not a curated record